AAAUGUAAACAUGCGGGUGAUAGGCGAAGGAGGGGGAGGUGUCGGACGCGGGCGCUGUGGUUGGCCUGCGGUGCAUAAUGAGUCAAGAAGUGCUUCUGAAGCUUGUGGUGCAUCAAAAACUUCCACAGAUUCGAGGAGAAUCCAAGGAGGAAAUUAUCCUGCAUCCAUGCUCAGUGCCGGGCUUGGAGGUGGGCAAGAUAGUGGAGAUAUCCCACCCAGACCUAGACUUUGCUCGUCUCUUGCUGCAGGUUUCAUCUGGAUCCCUCAGGGAUGACCAUAAAGUGGACGCCGUCAGUGUGGACAGUACGGUGGUGGAGACGUUCCACCUGCGGGACCGGCUGUACGACUCGGUCAGCGUGCGUCUGGUGGACCCGGCCGACGCCGCGCUCGAGUCGGUGGAGCUGCUUUUCAAGGACCACUACCUUAACCGCAGCGACAUGUGGCGCCUCAAGAACAGCCUGGUGGGCAAGGUGAUGUACCACAAGAAGAACGUGGAGUUCUGCUCGCAGACGGUGCGCUGCCAGGUUUUCGAGAUGUGGUCGCAGGGAGACCGCGUAGCCUGCGGUCUGGUCACGCCAGACACAAAGGUGGUGUUCCGGUCAGCCACCAGCAUGUUCCACCUCUACAUCCAGAUGUCAGAGGAAAUGUGGGACUUUGACGUUUACGGAGACCUGUACUUCGAGAAGGCCGUCAACGGCUUCCUCAGCGACCUAUUCAACAAUUGGAAGAGGCACGGGACCAACCACGAGGUGACCAUCACGCUGUUCUCCCGGCUCUUCUACAAGGCCAACUCGCUCAGCGAGUUUCCGGAGUACAUGCGUCACGAUGUGCAGAAGGAUUUCCGCAACAUGUUCUACGAAGACUUCUACAGGGUGGCCGUGCAGAACGAGCGGUACGAGGACUGGACGCCCGUGCUCCUCCACUCCGGCACCCUGUUCAUGGGCUACCGGGAAGGCCUGCUCAACUUCCAGCGGGAGCGGGCGCCCCCUGGCGCGCCGCCGCCGCCGCGCGCCUCGCUCAGCUCGGCCGCCCAGGGCAACUUCCUCGAGGUGCUCAACAUCUCCAUGAAUGUGUUCGAGAUGCACUACCUGCACCGGGCUCUGGAGCGCACCGGCCAGAUGUGCGUGGUGGUGUCGCCCGGCGUUGGCGUGUACCAAGGUUGGGAGCGGGAGCUCAACAAUCUGACCAAGCAGCGCAUCAUCGACUACGGCGUCGGCAUCGACCUGGUGUGCGUCGGCGAGCAGCCGCUGCACGCCGUGCCUCUGGCUCAAGGUUUCCACAACAAGAGCCUGACGGAGACGCAGGACUACUACCUGCCACACACCUGGAUCAACCUCAGCUUCUACUCGUCCAACAAGCGGGUGGGCUACUCGGAGUUCGUGCCGCGCAUCAAGGUGCCGCCGAGCGCGCCCAAGGCGCCCGUGGCGCGCGUGCAGUCGGUGCUGCCGCGCGGUCGCCCGCCGCCCAGCGAGCACGCCAUCCCCAGCUCCGUGUACGACUACGACGCCCACGACGCCGACGUCUUCCGCAUGCCCGCCAACGCCACCUACAAACAGGCGACGAUGACCCUGCAGCGCGUGCCGCCGCGCAAGCGCACCGUCACCACCUCGCACGUGAAGCCGCCGCGCCCGCCGACCGACUCGGCCGUCUCGUCGCCGAUCGCCGAGCAGGUGUACAGCUCGUCAGCCACCGGGUUUGUCACACCAGCGCGCGCCUCGCCACUCGUGCAGAGCCCAGUGUCGCCGCCUGGUGAGCUAUACUCGUCGUCGUUCGGGUCCGUGUUCGGCAGUGACCGGUCCGACGGCGGCACGCUGCGGCGCGUCUCGUUCGACGACAGCGACGUGACCCGCUCGCCGCCGCGGCCGGCCGCCUCGGCCGUGUCCGCCUGCGACCUGAGCCUCAGCCGCGUGGCCGUGCCGCACGGGCCCGGCCGCGCCCUCUUCAACCCGUUCGACCCCAGCAACAUCGUGGUCAAGCACACCUCCAGCCGGCGCCGCUGGACGCAUAUCUUCCCCAAAGGUCCGAAGGGAGUGCUGUUCCAGCAGCACCACUACGCCAACGCCAUGGGUCUGGACCUCAGCGCCAAAGAUGCGCCGCCCUCGUCCAGCGAGCCGACGGCCGGCAGUCCGUCACUGGCCUUCUUGUGGGGCGCCUCCAGCACCGGCGAGCAGGAGUGGUCGGCGCAUAUCACCACAGGCGUCGACUGGAAGUCGCUGACGACGCCGGCGUGCCUGCCCAUCACCACCGACUACUUCCCGGACGAGCGCAGCCUGCAGAAGGACUACCUGCUCACCGAGUACAGCAUCCUGCCGGACGACAUCAACAGCCCGGAGGACGCCGGCGCCGCGCACCGCCAGCUCAGCACGCGCGAGGUCUUCACCGAGAUGGUGUCGCAGCGGCUGUGCCAGGGAUUCCAGCUGAUCGUGUCGUCGGCGAAGCCGAGCCCGGCCAGCGGGGCCGCCGUCGGCCGGGCCGUCUUCCCGCAGCGGGUGCCCGAGGAGCGCGAGGAGUACCUGCUGAGCAUCGGCCGCAUCUUCCACCGGGUGCUGCUCAGCGGCUCGGCCAUCAACGUCACACACUACCGGCCCAGACACCCGUACCCGGUGCGCCGCGUCUCGCCAGCACACGCCACGCGCAACCCUCUGUAA
This is a messenger RNA of Pollicipes pollicipes, 2648 nucleotides long. RefSeq names its product GATOR complex protein Iml1-like. Gene Ontology annotation, biological process: positive regulation of autophagy; cellular response to amino acid starvation; negative regulation of TORC1 signaling. Gene Ontology annotation, cellular component: lysosomal membrane; GATOR1 complex. Lineage: Eukaryota; Metazoa; Arthropoda; Thecostraca; Pollicipedomorpha; Pollicipedidae. The record is from RefSeq and is a predicted model, not a curated record. Gene Ontology annotation, molecular function: GTPase activator activity.